Molecule: messenger RNA, 1840 nt
Organism: Indicator indicator
Lineage: Eukaryota; Metazoa; Chordata; Aves; Piciformes; Indicatoridae
Gene: PPP3CB
Product: protein phosphatase 3 catalytic subunit beta
Exons: 13
Coding region: 129-1472 (447 amino acids)
Biological process (GO): calcineurin-mediated signaling
Cellular component (GO): cytoplasm; calcineurin complex
Molecular function (GO): calmodulin-dependent protein phosphatase activity; calmodulin binding
Source: RefSeq, a predicted model, not a curated record
UUGACACAGAUGGAAGACCAAGGGUUGACAUUUUGAAGAACCACUUGAUAAAAGAAGGUCGAGUGGAUGAAGAAAUUGCACUUAGAAUCAUCAAUGAGGGUGCUGCAAUAUUACGGAGGGAAAAAACUAUGAUAGAAGUUGAAGCUCCAAUUACAGUGUGUGGUGAUAUUCAUGGCCAGUUCUUUGAUCUAAUGAAGCUGUUUGAAGUGGGAGGAUCACCUGCUAACACAAGAUACCUCUUCCUCGGUGACUAUGUAGACAGAGGUUAUUUUAGUAUAGAGUGUGUGCUGUACUUAUGGGUCCUGAAAAUUCUCUACCCAAGCACGUUAUUUCUUUUGAGAGGCAAUCAUGAAUGCAGACACCUAACAGAGUAUUUUACCUUUAAGCAAGAAUGUAAAAUAAAGUACUCAGAAAGAGUCUACGAUGCUUGUAUGGAAGCUUUUGAUUGCCUCCCUCUUGCUGCUCUCUUAAAUCAACAGUUUCUUUGUGUUCAUGGUGGACUUUCACCUGAAAUUAAUACACUAGAUGACAUUAGGAGAUUAGAUAGAUUCAAAGAGCCUCCAGCAUUUGGACCAAUGUGUGACUUACUGUGGUCAGAUCCUUCGGAAGAUUUUGGCAAUGAAAAUUCGCAAGAGCAUUUCAGUCACAAUACAGUCAGAGGAUGCUCGUACUUUUAUAGCUAUCCAGCAGUUUGUGAAUUUUUGCAAAAUAACAAUUUGUUGUCAAUCAUUAGAGCGCAUGAAGCACAAGAUGCAGGUUACAGAAUGUACAGGAAAAGUCAAACUACAGGGUUCCCAUCAUUAAUAACAAUUUUUUCAGCACCUAAUUACCUGGAUGUCUACAAUAAUAAAGCUGCUGUGUUAAAAUAUGAAAACAACGUGAUGAAUAUUCGUCAGUUCAAUUGUUCUCCUCAUCCUUACUGGCUACCAAAUUUUAUGGAUGUUUUCACAUGGUCUUUACCAUUUGUUGGAGAAAAAGUAACAGAAAUGUUGGUGAAUGUUUUGAGCAUUUGCUCUGAUGAUGAACUGAUGACAGAGGGUGAAGAUCAAUUUGACGAUUCUCUUCUUCUUCCAUUGAAAGUAGGUACAGCUGCCGCACGGAAAGAAAUAAUCAGAAACAAGAUUCGUGCGAUUGGCAAGAUGGCAAGAGUCUUCUCUGUUCUCAGGGAGGAGAGUGAAAGUGUGCUGACACUCAAGGGUUUGACUCCCACUGGAAUGUUACCUAGUGGAGUGUUGGCUGGAGGACGGCAGACCCUGCAAAGUGCCACUGUAGAGGCAAUUGAGGCUGAAAAAGCAAUACGAGGAUUCUCUCCGCAACAUAAAAUCUGCAGUUUUGAAGAAGCAAAAGGUUUGGAUAGGAUCAAUGAGAGAAUGCCACCAAGAAAAGAUGCUCUUCAGCAAGAUGGUAUUAAUACUAUAAACACAACAAAUGCCAAUGGAAACAACGGAACUGGCAACAACAAUGCACAGUGACCACGUCAGCUUCCAGUUUACUCACUCAUGUCUUGCCUGAGAAUUCCUAGAUUACUGCUUUUUGAUGUGACAACAGAUGAAAUAGCCAGGGGGAUCGUGUGAAGUGACUACUUAAUAUGAGGUGGAAAACCAUCUGACCUGAUCCCAUUGAAGAAAGACCAUCAUGCUUUUGAGACAACAGCCCCUCUCCUUACAUGGUGACCCAACUUCCUGGGACCCUGCCUCACCUAUUUACGUGAAUUCCAUCACUUGGCUGCUGAAGCUUAAGAAGAGAUCUUGGGAAAGAAUUGGGCUGUUAUCACUAAAGCACAUCUAGACUAGCAUCUUACGCUUAUCGUUGUCAACACUUUUUAAGUUUACAAAUGGGA